UGCACCAGAACAAGAUAGGAUAAUAACUUUAUCUUGCUAUGGUUUUGGAUCAUGGUUUGUCACAUUUAAUGCCCACUGGUCAUAUGUAGCCUCCUGUUUGAAGAAAAUACUGACUUUUAUGGAUAAUAUCUAUUAAUAAUUAUUAACACUAAAUUGUAUAGGGGCUAUAGUUCAAGUUUUUUUUACAUAAUAAUUUAAGGCUGAUAAGAAGGUUUCAGUAAUUUUCAUUUCAGUAGUUUCAGGAGGGUUUUGUUUUGAACCCAAGGGAAACCACAUAACACAGGCAUAAAGCUUUUCCUGUUUAGUAGCUUUGCCUCCUGCUCUCUGUGAACAUGACUUUUGCCAACGAUGCUCAGAGUUUUCGGGCCAUUUUCCUCAUAUGGUCAGUUAUUUUCCAGCCUUGUUUAUGUCAACAAGAGGAGAAUGUGACAGACGACAUGGAUUUCAGCUCCUAUACCUUUGAUUAUAGUGACAUUCCUCAGCUGUGUGACAAAGCGUACAACCACCAGUUCCGCCUCUGGUUCAUGUCAACCUUCUUCUCCAUCAUCAGCUUCGCUGGACUGGCGGGGAACCUCUUGAUCAUCCUCACAGUCAUCUACUUUAACCGCCUCAAGACCAUGACAGAUGUAUACCUGCUCAAUUUGUCAUUUGCUGAUCUGCUCUUUGCAUUCUCACUCCCCUUUUGGGCAGCCAACUGCUUGGCAGAGUGGAUGCUGGGUGUAGUUUUGUGUAAGAUCAUGCACACCAUUUACAAAGUCACCUUUUACAGCAGCAUGUUACUUCUUUGUUUAAUCAGUGGGGACAGGUACUUUGCCAUAGUCAAGGCUGUUUCUGCUCACCGCCUCCGCUACCAAUCCAUGUUCUUCAGCAAGGUGUCAUCUGCUAUUGUCUGGACCGUAGCUCUGAUCGUCUCCAUACCAGAAAUGAAAUACACCAGAGUCACUAACAACACAUGUACACCUUUCUCCAGUACUUCUGACCCACUUCACAUAGGGAUCCAGACAAGCCAGAUUGUUGUAGCAUUUGCCCUUCCGCUCUUGGUCAUGAGCUUCUGUUACAGUAAAAUUGUCCAGACCCUUUAUCGGGCUCGAAGCUUUGAGCGGAAUAAGGCUGUCAAGGUGAUUCUUGUUGUGGUAGUUGUCUUCGUGGUCUGUCAGCUCCCUUACAAUGUGGUCUUGUUUUGGACCACACUUGUCGUCGCAUACGGAGGAACUACAGACUGCAAGUAUGAGAACGACCUCCAGUAUGCCACUGAUGUCACUCAGUGUGUGGCCUUCCUAAGGUGCUGCCUCAACCCCUUCGUGUAUGCCUUUAUUGGCGUUAAGUUUCGCCAUGACCUUCUGAGGCUACUCAAGAAAUUGGGUUGCGUGAGCCAGGAGAUGUUCUUCAAGUAUACCUGUAGCAGUUCUUCUGCCUUAGACACCGACACCACCACCACAUUUUCACCCUAAGACAGCACAGUGACAACUCCCACCCACAUACCUCAAGUGAGAAAUACUGUUUACAUUUUCUGAUUUCUGAUGGUGUUUCGGUCAAUGUCGGCGAUGUAAACUGAAGUUGUACGUUAGUCUGAACGUGCCCUUAACUUACGCUAACGCAGCAGUAAAAUCUUAUUUACAGUCAUAAUUUGUAUCAAAAACACUUCCAUCCAUCCAUCCAUUUUCUGAGCCGCUUCUCCUCACUAGGGUCGCGGGCGUGCUGGAGCCUAUCCCAGCUGUCAUCGGGCAGGAGGCGGGGUACACCCUGAACUGGUUGCCAGCCAAUCGCAGGGCACAUAGAAACAAACAACCAUUCGCACUCACAGUCAUGCCUACGGGCAAUUUAGAGUCUCCAAUUAAUGCAUGUUUUUGGGAUGUGGGAGGAAACCGGAGUGCCCAGAGAAAACCCACGCAGGCACGGGGAGAACAUGCAAACUCCACACAGGCGGGGCCAGGGAUUGAACCCGGAUCCUCAGAACUGUGAGGCUGAUGCUCUAACCAGUCGUCCACCGUGCCACCUCAAAAACACUUCUAGGCCAUAAAUAUAAAACAAUAAAUUGAAAAACAGCAAGCAGUGCUAACUGAGCGAGACUUCCUGUGUCGCGUGACACAUUUUUACGCCACAAACUGUGUGGUGUUUGCAACCUUAUAAUGUCGUAUGUUGAUCGUAAACCGAGGACCCCAUGUACUGUAUCUAGCAGCUACUGUAUAUGAUUCAGGUAAAUUACAAUUACAAUGGACCCCCGCUAUUCACAGGAGAUAGGGAUAGCGAAAAGGGAAAAUCCACAGAUAAUUCAUGCCCAUUUUCAUUGCAUUGAAACAUUUUAUUUUCUUGAAUGAGCGGGGAUAAAUUGCCAGCAAGCAUUUUCGGGGUUGGUCCACCCCUCCCCCCUAAAAAAAAAGAAAACAAAAGAAAAGAAAAAUGAAAAAUACAUUUAAAAAUUGAAAAACAUUUUUUUAAAAUGUGAAAUAAAAUCUGCAAACAGGUGAAUCUGUGGUGGGGGGUGGACGUGAGUAUGCGGGGUUCCACUGUAAUUUCGCUUUUUUAACCAACUGGAUUUGUUUUUGUAUUUUGUCUCUUCAUUUUUUCCAAAUAAGGCUUUGUUGCAUGGUAUUUGUGCUCUUUAAUAAACAUAUGUAUGUUUUAAA
Messenger RNA from Phyllopteryx taeniolatus (common seadragon), 2627 nucleotides. RefSeq names its product chemokine (C-C motif) receptor 7 (gene ccr7). The record is from RefSeq and is a predicted model, not a curated record. NCBI's taxonomy places the organism in Eukaryota, Metazoa, Chordata, Actinopteri, Syngnathiformes, Syngnathidae. The coding region runs from base 333 to 1451 and encodes 372 amino acids. Gene Ontology annotation, biological process: chemotaxis; G protein-coupled receptor signaling pathway; immune response. Gene Ontology annotation, cellular component: membrane. Gene Ontology annotation, molecular function: chemokine (C-C motif) ligand 19 binding; C-C motif chemokine 19 receptor activity; chemokine (C-C motif) ligand 21 binding. The transcript has 3 exons.